Molecule: messenger RNA, 1248 nt
Organism: Schizosaccharomyces osmophilus
Lineage: Eukaryota; Fungi; Ascomycota; Schizosaccharomycetes; Schizosaccharomycetales; Schizosaccharomycetaceae
Gene: pcs2
Product: phytochelatin synthetase
Exons: 1
Coding region: 1-1248 (415 amino acids)
Biological process (GO): cellular detoxification of cadmium ion; phytochelatin biosynthetic process; detoxification of copper ion
Molecular function (GO): glutathione gamma-glutamylcysteinyltransferase activity; metal ion binding
Source: RefSeq, a predicted model, not a curated record
AUGAGUGUUGUACGACAAAGCGUACGAAGAUACAUAACGUCCUCAAAAGUUGCUGCUACUAUGCCAAACAUUGUAAAAGAAAGAAUGUCUGCACCUGCUCAGCCACCGGUCUUUAGUAAUAAAACGUUUUAUAAAAGAGCUCUCCCAUCUCAAUGCUUGGCAUUCGACUCACAUGCAGGCAAGCAGGUAUUCUUAAGAGCACUUCAAGAAGGUCACAUGGAAAAUUACUUUUCGUUGGCUCAACAAAUGGUUACUCAAAACGAACCAGCCUUUUGUGGAAUAGGUACUUUGUGUAUGAUCCUUAAUUCCUUAAAGGUAGACCCAGGUCGCUUGUGGAAGGGAUCUUGGCGUUGGUAUGAUCAAAACAUGCUGGAUUGUUGCCGUUCACUGAAGGAUAUAGAAAGAGACGGGGUUACUCUCGAGGAAUUUUCUUGUUUAGCAGAGUGCAAUGGUUUACAAACUGUGACAAAAUGUGUGAAAGACGUUUCCUUUGAAGAGUUCAUCAAAGACCUCACCAUCUGUUCUACACAAGAGGACAAGAUCAUGGCAAUUUCUUUCAGUCGUAAAGUACUGGGACAAACAGGAGAUGGUCAUUUUAGUCCCGUGGGUGGGUAUAGUGAAACAGAUGGCAAAGUCUUAAUUUUAGAUGUUGCCAGAUUCAAGUAUCCCAGCUACUGGGUAGGCUUGGAAUUGAUGUACCAAAGUAUGUUUCCUUUGGAUGCCACAAAUGGUCAGCCAAGGGGUUAUGUGCUAUUGGAAUCUAUGCGACACCCAGUAGGCGUGUUCACGGUUGGUUUGAAUAAGUACAGUUGGAAAAAUGUGUCGAAUCACAUUCAUCAUGGGGUUGCUAGUGCAAAGUCCGUGCAGGAUUUGAUUGCUCGCUUAGAUUCCCUAAAUCAAUCAUCCAUACCGCUCAUACAACAGCGAUCCAACAGUUCCUUAUCGGCAGAAUUCCAGCACUUCUGCAAUGUCCUUGAAAGUACUGAUACCUAUAAACUUGUCUCCCAAAAUACCAAUUCAGAUGCAAAGUAUUUGACUCUGGCUUUUUGGUCGAUCUUUUCAUUGCCCAUCUUUCAAAAGGACUGCCAUCCCACCCUGUUAAAUCAACUCAUCCCAUACCUGAAGGAAAUCGACAUCAACGAAAUUCAGACUCAGGUUUUUGUAUUAAGAGAACAGCUGGAAAGUCUUACUCAAUGUUGCAAAGCUGACAAACCUUGUUCUGCUUCUGACUGUUGUAAAAGUUUGUAA